AACCGCUGUCAAUGGUAUACGUAAUUCUAACGUGUAGAAAAGAGACGCAAAAUUGUAAUCGUGUGAUUUCUCGAGAAGGGAUAACACGUUAGUGCCAUGCGCUACAGUUGUCCUUUCAUAAAAGUUGCUAUAAUAAAAAGAGAUAGUAAAACGACGUUCCAAUAGUAUUAGACGAAGGCAAGUAGUUUUGUUCUGUUGUGAAUUUUGUGAAAUCGUAAUCGCUUCGCCACUCGACUACAGACAUUCAUAAAUAUCACGGUCUCUUUGAUUGACUUCUGUGUUGUCAUCUCCAUCUUGAGAGGGUCACGUUUGUUGUAUUCGUAUUUCGUGUUUUAACGUUCCAAAGAAAAACAAUCCAAAAUGGUUCAUCACAUUAAAGAUAAGGAUGACUUGGAAGCUAAAUUCAAAGAAGCUGGAACCAACUUGGUAGUUCUCGACUUCUCAGCUGCCUGGUGCGGACCUUGUAAAAUGAUUAGCCCCAAAUUGGACGAAUUGGCUGCCGAAUACCCCAACGUCGUUAUUGUAAAAAUCGACGUUGAUGAAUGCGAAGAUCUCGCUAUGGAAUACAACAUCAAGUCCAUGCCCACAUUCAUUUUCCUGAAGAACGGUCAAGAAAUCGCGAAUUUCAGCGGAGCUAACUACGAAAGACUAAAACAAACCAUUGAAGAUAACAAGUAAUGCAAAACCCAGAAUAUUCUGCCUAAAUAUUUUUUUAAUAAAUUAUUCAAAAUAAAUAUGUAUUAAUGAUAUUGUAGCUCCGUUAAAACUAUAUUCGUACUGCAUAGUAAUUUUAUUUUGUACUUGUUCUUGUUAAUGUCAAAUGUUUUGAAAUAUUUUUGAAAAGUAGUGCCUGACGCUGUUAUACACUUCAUUUAUCUAUAAAUAUAUAUUUAAGAUUUACACAGUUGUCUUUUAAGUAUGUUAAUAUAUUAUGUGACAUGUUGCACAUGAAGGUAAUAAAAGCUGUUGCUACAUAA
Diabrotica virgifera virgifera (western corn rootworm) is the source of this 977-nucleotide messenger RNA. Its product is annotated as thioredoxin-2. Gene Ontology annotation, molecular function: protein-disulfide reductase activity. The coding region runs from base 361 to 678 and encodes 105 amino acids. The record is from RefSeq and is a predicted model, not a curated record. The transcript is spliced from 3 exons. Lineage: Eukaryota; Metazoa; Arthropoda; Insecta; Coleoptera; Chrysomelidae.